UUAAUAAAUUUCUCAACCAACACAAGUACACUAGCACACACCUCAUUAACUAGUCAACAAACAUUUCUAACCAAGAAAGAUGAACUAUACUAUAGAAAAAAGAAAGCUACGAAAGAAAAAGAAAAAGUUGCAAUAAGCAAAAGAAAAGUUAAAUUGUUCCCAUCAUAGAUCCCGUUUCCCUUGUCUUUGUCUUGCUUUCCAUCUAAGCCUCUUACCUCUUUCUCACGUUUUCUUUUCCUUCCAAACAAAUUUGUUUCCAUCUUGCAAGUUUUUCUGUGCCAUCUCUUCUUUCUCCUUUCUCUACCACACAUAAUCUUCAACACCAAUAUAUCCCUUUAAUCAUAGCUUCAACAUGAAACUUUUUCUCUAGUAUUAUAUAACUCUUGUUUGUAUUUAACUGCGAUGCGAUUCGGUUUGAACCAUCAAACCUGUUAACCUAGUGUCUCCAUGGCCCGACCCGAUUAUCCGACAACAUGGAUUCCUUACCUAAACAGUAAGGACUGUUCACAAGGUUUUUGUAGCAUGUACUGUCCACAAUGGUGCUACAUAGUUUAUCCUCCUCCUCCACCACCAACGUUUCAAUACCCUGAUGAUGAUUCAAAACCAUAUUUUUCUCCUCUUGUUAUUGCUAUCAUGGGAAUUUUAGCCACGGCUUUCCUGUUACUAACUUACUAUACUCUAAUAUCCAAAUACUGUGGUCGGAGAGAAUCCUCGGGGAGAAAUAGCACUGACCCGGUUGACGAAUUCACGCAAAAUCGGCGCGAAAACUGUCAAGUUUCGACUUUUGGCUUAGAUGAUGUUCAGAUUAAGUCCAUUGCAGUUUUCAAAUACAGAAAAGGCGACGGUUUUUUUGUUGGUACUGUCACUGAUUGUUCCGUUUGUUUAAGUGAGUUUCAAGAUGAUGAAAGUGUUAGGCUUUUACCAAUGUGUAACCAUGUUUUUCAUCUUCCUUGUAUCGACACAUGGCUCAAAUCGAACUCGUCUUGUCCUCUAUGUCGCGCUAACAUAUUCACUUUGAAUGCUUCAACACUGCAUGUUUCAGUUCCAGUUCCGGCAACGGUUAUUGAGUUUCCUGCAAGAAAUGAAACUUUUUUAGAAGAUGAGCAAAUUGUUGUGGAAGAAACAAGGAUGCAUCAUCAUAGAAGAGUUGAUUCGAAGGCGCUUUCGUUGCGCGCUUUUAGUGAUUUGUGUAAUUUGCAAGGUGGGAGAGAAAGAAUAAUUGAAAUUAGAGAUGAGGUGUGUAGGUCAGUUUCUAUGGAUCAUUCACUUCAAAAUGGUUUUUCAAUUGGUGAUGUGUUGAAUAUGAAUGAAGAUGGAGAUUUUUGUGAAGAAGGAUGUUCAAUGGAUUCAUCAAAGAGACUAAGAGGAGAAAGUAGUAAGUCAAGGUACAAAAGAAAGGUGUUGCAUUGUGUUAAGAGUCCAAUUGCAAUGAAGAGAUCAUUUUCUAGUGGAAGAUUUUCACUUGGUAAAACAGAUAGAGGAAGAAGAAACCAUGAAAUUUUCCCUGUUUGAAAAUUUAUGUUCUAUGUUUAUUUUUAUCUUUUUGACGAUAUAUUAUUAAUAAUGAGAUAAAUCAA
Vicia villosa (hairy vetch) is the source of this 1577-nucleotide messenger RNA. RefSeq names its product RING-H2 finger protein ATL52-like. Gene Ontology annotation, biological process: protein ubiquitination. Gene Ontology annotation, molecular function: transferase activity. The record is from RefSeq and is a predicted model, not a curated record. Bases 448 to 1512 code for a protein of 354 amino acids. Lineage: Eukaryota; Viridiplantae; Streptophyta; Magnoliopsida; Fabales; Fabaceae. The transcript has a single exon.